Messenger RNA from Purpureocillium takamizusanense, 2297 nucleotides. RefSeq lists its product as uncharacterized. Bases 202 to 2004 code for a protein of 600 amino acids. The record is from RefSeq and is a predicted model, not a curated record. NCBI's taxonomy places the organism in Eukaryota, Fungi, Ascomycota, Sordariomycetes, Hypocreales, Ophiocordycipitaceae. Gene Ontology annotation, biological process: positive regulation of transcription by RNA polymerase II. The transcript has 4 exons. Gene Ontology annotation, cellular component: nucleus.
CCUCGAUCCUCGUCCUUCAACUCCCAGACUUCCCAUUGUGCAGACCAAGCGUCGGAUUCACUUGUCGCCCGCCGCCGCCUCGCGCCCGACCCUUCCUGCGUCCUUUUAAGAGUCCAGCAGCCGUUGCGCCCAGCAUCAGAUAACACGCCCACUGCCCGUCUGUCUCAGAUACCGCCACCACCACCACCACCGCACGUCGCCAUGGCCGCCCAGGUCUCCGAUGCCGCCCAGGCAUCAUCGGCCUCCAGCAACAACAGUGGCGAUUCCAAAUCUAACACGCCCGCCCCUUCCAGUGCCACCUCGAGCACUUCACAGCACGCCGCCUCCCCCGACGACAACUUGACCUGCCGUUGGAACCAGUGCAAUCAAAAGUUCUCGAGCCCGGAGACGCUUUAUGAGCACAUCUGUGAGCGCCAUGUUGGUCGCAAGAGCACCAACAACUUGAACCUCACUUGUCAGUGGAACUCGUGCCGGACCACCACGGUCAAGCGGGACCACAUCACAUCGCACAUCCGCGUACACGUCCCGCUCAAGCCACACAAGUGCGAGUUUUGCGGCAAGUCUUUCAAGCGACCGCAGGACUUGAAGAAGCAUGUCAAGACGCACGCCGACGAUUCUGUACUCUCUCGCCCCGGACAGGACCUGAAUUACAGAACACAGGCCACCAAAGCACCGAGCUACUAUGACCACAAUGGCCAAAUCCGAGGCGGUGUCGGCGCCUUCUCGCACCAGCCCGCCCACGGCAGCUAUUACGCGCCCCAGCCGUCCACCAACUAUGCUCUGUACUUUAACCAGCCGCCUCUGAACACGCCGCGGAGCGAGCACGUGGGCUACAGCACUGCCGCUGCAGGUGGGUACGAUCGCAAGCGAGCUUACGAUCGCACCUACGACGCCAUGGAUGAUUUCUUCGGCCAUGUCAAGCGGCGCCAGAUCGACCCCACGUCAUACGCGCAAAUUGGCCGCUCGCUGCUCCCACUUCACAACUCGCUGUCGAUCCCCAAUGGACCCCUGGGCACCGCGGAGCAGUACAUGCCUCAACAUGCACCCGCCCCGUCAAUGGUUCAUUCCGGCCCGGCGCCGACGACGAACCCCCUGACGCAGCAGUACUACCUCCCUAGCGCCCGUACACAGAAGGACCUGAUGCAGCUUGAUGGUCUCCUCGGCCAGAUGCAAGACACCAUCUACGAGAACGCCAACCACGCCACGGCUGGCGUACACAUUCACAACCAUGGCGACGGCCACCUCGGCGGUUUCAGGCACAGCCCAUCACCCACGGUUCUUCAGCGUUCACCCAGUGGUCUGCCCGUGACCGCAGACACGUACCAGCCCAUAAGCGCGCCUAGCAUGGCCUCUCCGCUUACCAACAUGUCGUCGACGGGGACCCCUGCCGUAACCCCCCCGUCCAGCUCCAUGUCCUACACGUCGGGACACUCGCCUAGCCCGUCCGCGUCGUCCGGUCUGUCUCCGCAAUCGCGCCACAGCUCGACGGCUUCGUCGGUCAUGUACCCGACGCUGCCCACGACGCUGCCCACGGUCACACAGGGAUUCGGACAGUCAACCACGGCAACUCUGGGGCCGAGCUUCGAAAGCAAUGAGCGCCGCCGGUACUCUGGAGGUAUGCUGCAGAGGGCCCGCGGCAUGCCACCCCCUCCCCCGAGGAGUGUUGAGGAAAGCGGGCGAACCACGCCCAAGGCUGGUGAUUCGGCUCUUUCCGUGGGAUCCCCGUCGUCCGAGUCUGACAGCGACUCUACCAAGGAGCGUGAGGAGCAGUACGACCGCUGGCUUGAGAACAUGCGAGUGAUCGAGUCGUUGCGCGAGUAUGUGCGACGCCGCCUUGAGCGCAGGGACUACGUGGACGAGGACGGGGAGACGCGUGAGGGCAGAACGAAUUGCGAUGCCAUGGACGUGGAUAUCAAGAGCCCCCGCAGCGUGUCGCAGCAACCCAAUGGUCCUCGCGAAGGUGGCUCGUCUCUCUACCCAAGGCUGCCGGUGCCGGGGUCUUGAGCCUCUCACGAGCGCCAGAUUGGUCGUGUGUUGAGUUGGCUAUUCGCCGUUGAUCAUGUUUGCGAUCAGAAGUGAAGUGUGUUGCCAUAUAUGCGAGUAUCUGUAUGCCUUUGACUAGUCUGUUUUGUUGAUUGGAAGGAUGGGCGUCAAGGGCGCUCCGGGCAAAAUGGCUCGAAGACGCGGUUACGGACCGCCUCGCGCAUGUAUCUUAACUAUCAUUCAGCCGCCGCAGUUAACUUGCAGAGCGGAAUUGAUGUAUUGCUCUCCUCGCAAUUACUUUAACUUUCUUGACA